This is a messenger RNA of Staurois parvus, 366 nucleotides long. NCBI's taxonomy places the organism in Eukaryota, Metazoa, Chordata, Amphibia, Anura, Ranidae. The record is from the annotation of a GenBank genome assembly.
UUCUCAGGAUCCUGGGCACAGGUUACACUGACACAGACUCCGAACGAGAUCUCUGCAACUCCAGGACAGACAGUCACCAUCUCAUGUAAAUCCAGUGCUAGUACAUCCAGUGCUGGUGUAGGUAGCUACCUAAACUGGUUCCAACAGAAGCCCCAACAACCUCCAAAGCUUCUUAUCUAUUAUGCUGACACUCGGCAAUCUGGGAUCCCGGACAGGUUCAGUGGUUCUGGACUUGGAAUAAAUUUCACUCUCACAAUUACAGACAUAAAGGAUGAAGAUGCAGCAGUUUAUUACUGUCAGCAUGCUUUGGGAUUUUACAUUCACACAGUGAUACAGAGCCGUACAAAAACCUCUUUCCUCUUUUAG